GUCAGUGGUGUAGUCUAGAUUUUUAUAGUGAGUACCAUGGGCGAGGCUAGCCCCUUUUUAGGGGUGCUUCAGCACCCCUAAAAAGGAGCUCAGCACCCCUAAAACUUGGGGCAAGAAAUUUAAUUAUUCUAAAAUGUUCGUUCGUCUUUGACCAGGUUAAAUAAUGUCCAAAACAUACUCCGUAGUUUGUGGUUUAAAAUAUAUAAUAAGGUAGAAAAUGAAAACCUCCCCGCUUAGCAAAUGGUGUCAUCCUCUUCUACUCUGUACCUGCAUCGCUUAGCCCGUCCGUCAUUCAGCGUGAAACACACGCAGAGUGAGAAUCAGAUAGUGUUGUGAUGCAACUUUUUUGUUCAAAUCUUACAAAAUGUUUACGUUAUGUUUAUAAUGAGCGAGUACAUCACGAAUCAAUCUUUCAAGUCGUGUUUUUGUCUUAUAAUGAAUCACCAUGGUACACGUAUAAUAAGUGUUUAUUUUCGGAUUAUUUAAGUCCGGCGGGUACCCGCGCGCUGCGGAGUAGCACAGUACCUGGGUGACUCGUCCAUAGACUUAAACGGAGAGAAGUAGCGCCGGUUACAAUGUUCUUCCGCAAGACGCAUGCAGUGCGUAGUUGCAUACGUGUGUCUCCGUUGUUAAAGUUUAUUGUAUGAUUUAUCGUUAAUUUGAGACUUAUUUUAACAAUCGGGAGUCAUGUAAACAUGACAUCACGGGCGUCUUUUCUGGUCAGUCGUCAUGAAAACAUGGCGUUUGGAACAGAGUGAAAACAAACUACAUAUCACUGUAACGUUAUACCACCAGUAGGCUACCGGAAAAAAGAGCGGGUGGUGGCAGCGGAGCUCAUUGGGUGCUCAGCACCCCUAAAGCUCUAACCCUACAAUCGCCUCUGACCAAAUUGAUCCAGAAGAAUCAUCAGCAUCAGGAUCAUCAUAUGAUUCCAUAAUGGCAGAAAAAUCUGAUUGUUUGCAGAUGAAAAACUCUUUCCCAAAAAGAAAGCGAAGAACAGCUGCCAGCAAAUGCUUUACUUGCCAUCAUUGUGGAAAGGGGUUUAAAGGGAACAAAUGUCUUGUGAAACACCUGAAAACCCACACCGAAGAAAAGAUUUUUACCUGCCCUCAGUGUGAGAAAAGUUACAAAAGGAGAGAAACACUUAAAAAUCACAUAAGAAUUCACACUGGAGAACGUCCAUACGCAUGUCUUCAGUGUGGAAAGAGUUUCACAAACACAUAUUUUCUAAAGGUCCACAUGGAAAUUCACACUGGAAAGAAUCCAUGCACAUGUCUUCAGUGUGGAAAGAGUUUCAAGAACACAAGUAAUCUAAAGGCCCACAUGAUGAUUCACACUGGAGAACGUCCAUACGCAUGUCUUCAGUGUGGAAAGAGUUUCACAAACACAUAUUUUCUAAAGGUCCACAUUAGAAUUCACACCGGAGAGAAUCCAUACACAUGUCUUCAGUGUGGAAAGAGUUUCAUAAACACAAGUAAUCUAAAUGCCCACAUGAGAGUUCACACCGGAGAGCGUCCAUACAAAUGCCUUCAGUGUGAAAAGAGUUUCACACACAGUGGUUGUCUUGAGGACCACAUGAGAGUUCACACUGGAGAGCGUCCAUACUCAUGUCUUCAGUGUGAAAAGAGUUUUAAACAUAGACAUAGUCUUAAAACCCACAUGAGAAAUCACACUGGAGAGCGUCCAUACACAUGUCUUCAGUGUGAAAAGAGUUUUAUACAUAGACAUAGUUUUAAAACCCACAUGAGAAAUCACACUGGAGAGCAUUAAGGGGCCAUUCACAUGUCGCACCUAAAACGCUUGGAAAACGCAUCUUGUCACAUGACCUGCAGUGCGCUUGUGGCAUUCUGAAAUGUUGAAAUGUUCUUAACUCGAUAUCACAAUGUAUGAUUUUUUUUAACUAUUUAUUUGUAUGAUACAGCUGCAAAUAAGUAUUUGAACACCUGAGAAAAUCAAUGUUAAUAUUUGGUACAGUAGCUUUUUUUCAAUUACAGAGGUCAAACGUUUCCUGUAGUUUUUUACCAGGUUACUUUGCACACACUGCACUCUACACACUGGAUUUUGGCCCACUCCUCCAGAAAGAUCUUUUCUAGAUAAGUUAGGUUUCUGGCCUGUCGCUGAGAAACACAGAGUUUGGGAUCCCUCCUAAGAUUCUCUAUUGGGUUUAGGUCUGGAGAUUGGCUAGGCCAUGCCAGAACCUUGAUAUGGUUCUUACAGAGCCACUCCUUGGUUAUCCUGGCUGUGUGCUUCGGGUCAUUGUCAGGUUGGAAGACCCAGCCUCCACCCAUCUUCAAUGCUCUAACUGAGGGAAGGAGGUUGUUCCCCAAAAUCUCGCAAUACAUGGCCCCGGUCAUCCUCUCCUUAAUACAGUGCAGUCGCCCUGUCCCAUGUGCAGAAAAACACCCCCAAAGCAUGAUGCUACCACCCCCAUGCUUCACAAUAGGGAUGGUGUUCUUGGCAUGGUACUCAUCAUUCUUCUUCCUCCAAACACGUUUAGUGGAAUUAUGACCAAAAAGUUCUAUUUUGGUCUCAUCUGACCACAUGACUUUCUCCCAUGACUCCUCUGGAUCAUCCAAAUGGUAAUUGGACAUGUGCUGGUUUAAGCAGGGGAACUUUCCGUGCCAUGCAUGAUUUCAAACCAUGACGUCUUAGUGUAUUACCAACAGUAACCUUGGAAACGGUGGUUCCAGCUCUUUUCAGGUCAUUGACCAGCUCCUCCUAUGAAGUACUGGGCUGAAUUCUCACCUUUCUUAGGAUCAUUGAGACGCCACGAGGUGAGAUCUUGCAUGGAGCCCCAGUCCGAGGGAGAUGUCAUGUUUAGCUGCUUACAUUUUCUAAUGAUUGCUCCAACAGUGGACCUUUUUUCAUCAAGCUGCUUGGCAAUUUCCCCGUAGCCCUUUCCAGCCUUGUGGAGGUGUACAAUUUUGUCUCUAGUGCUUUGGACAGCUCUUUGGUCUUGGCCAUGUUAGUAGUUGGUUUCUUUCUCUUGUAUGGGGUGGACAUGUGUCUUUAUGCAGCUAUCGACCUCAAACAGGUGCAUCAAAUUUAGUAUAAUAAAUGGAGUGGAGGUGGACAUUUUAAAGACAGACAGGUGUUCAAAUAGUUAUAUUGUGAUUUCUGUUUUUUUUUAGAUUAUGUCUCUCACAGUGGACAUGCACAUACGAUGACAAUUUCAGACCCCUCCAUGAUUUCUAGGUGGGAGUACUUGCAAAAUAGCAGGGUGUUCAAAUACUUAUUUUCCUCACUGUAUUUCCUUCCUAAGAUAGCCCGACGGCCAGGGUAGAGAUACGGUUUGGUAGCCCAAUUGGAGGACAGCAUAGCCCCGGGAUUGUCGGGCUAGCGAUUUUGUGAGCCUUGCCAGCAAAUGUAACAGAAAAUCGGAGCCAAAAGUGUUUAUCUAUAGUGAGGUUUUUUUUCUGUUUUCAGUCUUCGGGGUUUGGGGUUUUAUUUUCCCCCGUCACAUUCACUCAAUCGACCUCCCUGCAGUUCACCUUGUGUGCCUGGAGCAGGGAGAUCGCUCCCUCGAGGAACAUUUAAGUGACUUUUAGUGUUUACACCUUUAUCCACCUUCCCGGACAGCUGCCUCUGUACUUUCCUGCUUGCUGGUCUCAAUACACCACACGAGCGCAGUUGUCCGGCGAGGGUCCUCAAGGGAGCUUCACUGCAUUAAUGGAGUGGGUGCUGGUAUCUUGCGGAUCUCCUUUCACCAUUGAGGAUGUCGCCAGUCCCAAACCAGAGACCAGCCAGCAGUCACCCUGUCGCACGUAGCCUGAGCCCACUGCAGACAGAGAGCCUGCAGUGACACGUGAGCCAGUGCGUGCCACUACUGAGCUCGACCUCGUGCCCGAGCCUCACAGAGCAUCUGACCAGGCAUGUGAGCUGGCUACCCUGUGCGUUACCAUGGAAGUCCUGGUGGAAUUUGAGGGAAGCCCCACCUACACUCCUGCCGUUUGGUGUGAGCUGCUGCUGAACUGUGGACAAUUUGACUUUUUCCAUGAUGUGUUCUCCUGCUGCAACCUCUGCUGGUCCCCCCCAGCUGUCCUUCGUCUCGGCGGGUCCCACCCAGCGCGAUCCUAAUGGUCUAAUCAGAGUCAAUGGAUUAUGCUAAGCUAUGCUAAAAGUGGUACCGCCAGACCCAGAGAUCGGCUGAAUGGAUUCCAAAACGUUAAAAAUCAAAUAUUUAACUGUAGGGGAGCUGAAAAUGAAUAAAAAAGUGUAGUGUCCCUUUAAACAUAGUUUACACCAUUCUACCCUUACCAGAGGAUUGAUUUAUGCAUAGAGAACAAUUGUUUAAACUAAAAAAAAUGGAAAAGCAAUUACACAAUGUUUAGAUAUGAAUGAGUUGCAUCACCUAACUUGCCUUACUUUCAACACUUUUCCCAAGUCUGAGGCAUUUAACAUCCCAUGUUAAUACUCUGUGUGGAUCGAUUUAACUGCAGUAUGCCACAUUUUUAACUGGUCUAUAUUACACUACAUACGGAUUGCACCAUUUGUCUAGAGAGGACGCUCGAUGGUGGCAGCCCGGACACAAGGAGUGGUUGCAGCACCCAGUUUAGGCAGUAUAUGUACAAAAGUUGGAUAGAGCAUCUUUAUUUCACUUGAAUCAUUUAUGUUUAUUUUGUAACAUUUUGUAUAUGUGCAUAAACAAACAACAUAUCAAAUGUGUGGUGUAAUGAAUUGUUUCAUGUAUUUGUCCUAAAAUUACACGAGAAGGAAGUUGAGUCUUCACAUGUAUAUGUGUGUUUUAAGGUAAUUUUAGCCCAUUUUUACUUGAUGAUUUACUUGAGCAUGCAUCAGGUAUACUUCAGUGCACAUAGUGUAUUUAUGUUGAUUUUAUGCAAUAAAUAAUUACAUUUGAACCAUUUUUAAGAAAGUUAAGACUGAAUGGACCCGAAAAUGUCAAAUGGUGUAACCGCCAAUUGCGCCAAAGAAUGAGAAAUAUUAAAUAUUUUAUUUCAUUUUAAAAUAUCAUUUCUAAAUGUAAAUUUGAAUGCAUUUUUGUAA
Molecule: messenger RNA, 5004 nt
Organism: Misgurnus anguillicaudatus (oriental weatherfish)
Lineage: Eukaryota; Metazoa; Chordata; Actinopteri; Cypriniformes; Cobitidae
Source: RefSeq, a predicted model, not a curated record